Messenger RNA from Sparassis crispa, 4419 nucleotides. RefSeq lists its product as hypothetical. The record is from RefSeq and is a predicted model, not a curated record. Gene Ontology annotation, biological process: positive regulation of establishment of bipolar cell polarity regulating cell shape. Gene Ontology annotation, cellular component: plasma membrane of growing cell tip. Lineage: Eukaryota; Fungi; Basidiomycota; Agaricomycetes; Polyporales; Sparassidaceae. Bases 1 to 4419 code for a protein of 1472 amino acids. Gene Ontology annotation, molecular function: protein binding. The transcript is spliced from 7 exons.
AUGUUUUGGGCGCCUGCAGCAAGUGUGCAACGCCUGCACCGCGCGUGUCGCGGAUACACACUCCCUUUCCCACCCGCCAAUCCUUCUUUCUCUAUACCCAGCUCGACGGUCGUCGAGGUGACUGCGGUCGUGUGCUCCAUGUCAUCAAAAGCGACGCGUUGUCGCUUCUGGCUCGGCGGUUUAUCGACCCUUCUCCUGCUUUUAUUCGCCAAUGUCGCGUCCGCCAGCUUCCCGCUCGUCGAUUUCGAUCGCAUGGGCACCGUAGGUUUAACUGGAGCGUUUGCAGGUCUCGAUGUUUUUGACAGCAAUUCCACGACUUCGGUCACGUUCGAUCCGUCGACUGCUACACUACUUUCGCGUUCCUCCGGUGGUUCUCUAUCCUCGCUCGCCUCCACCAACUCUGGCGGUAGUAUUGUCGCGGGGUGCGCCCUCGGUGACGUCUACUACUUUGGUGGUAGCUUCACCUCCAUCGGUAACGCGACUGCCAGCAACAUUGCAUCCUACUCCCCAUCUUCCGGAGCUUUCGCCGCCUUGGGUUCGAAUGGACCUAACGGAGACGUGCGUGCUCUAUACUGCGAUUCGAUACAUAAUGCAGUAUGGGUAGGCGGGCAGUUCACCUCUCCCGCGUCUUCAGUCGCCGUUUGGAACGCCAAGUCCUCGUCAUGGUCGCCUCCACCGUUUGGCGGCCUGUCCGGCGCGGCAGCUCAGGUGUCGUCUAUCACCGCGAAUUCCUCUCAGUCUAGUAUCUUUUUGUCGGGUUCAUUCAUCGCCUCGUUUGGCUCCACCACUCUGAAUGAUACCAACAACCCCAACGUUCCGUAUUCCCCCGGUGCAUCCCCCUUUUCCUCUUCUCUCGUCCCAGUCGCGCUGCAGAAUUCCGCUGUCAACGCGGCGCCGUCGUCCACUGACGCGGAUUAUGGCAAUGUUGACACCAUCCUGUGCCCUUCUGGUCCUGACGGGCCUGGGCACACAUGGUUUGCACAGGAUGGAAAUGAGGCCGUCAUUACCGUCCUCGCGUUUUCCGUCCUCGGCGUAAGGGGAAUCCGGCUGGGAAACACAUUCUUGCAGGGUCGAGGUACCACUGGUUUCAGCGUAACAACAAUCCCGGACAACACGGUCAGAACUCUGACUUACGUCGAUCCACAGUCCGGGGCGAACCAAACGUGCACGAAUACCUGCCCGCUCUCGACCGACUCAUCGAUUCUGUAUCAAGAUUUCUUGUUCAGUGACAGUCUACAGAUCACCGGCCUGCAGAUCACACUCUCUGAAUGGCAGGGCACUGGUCCCGGUCUUCAUAUUCUUCAGCUGCUCUCGUCGGGUGCGUUCGCGUACUCGAUCGCUAGCGAGAACGGUGUCUCGUGUUUCGCGCCCGCUCCCUCCAAUGUCACGUCGACUGGCACGUGGACAGAGAAGAACGCGACCACGGACAUACCGGGCACGAUCCAGACGGUAUUGGUGUCGACGGUCGCUGUAGGCACCCCUGCCUCGCAAGCCCCCAGCUUCACGUGGAUGCCGUAUGUUUCGGGUUCGGGCCAGUAUGAUAUCUACAUGUCUGUUCCGGGGUGCACGGACUUCCAGGAUUGUGCGCUGCGCACAAGUGUAGACGUCACUGUCUUUCCUGGAGCGGGACUGCAGCCGUGGAUCACGACGGUGUCGCAGCAGAACACCAACGAUGCAUCGACGCUCAUCUAUAGCGGUCCUAUCAUUCCGUCUUCUCCGCAAUUUGUCACCACGAUCUCCAUGACGUUGGCUCAUGAUCCAGCGGGAGAGGGCCAGAAUGGGCAGUACGAACUCGUGGCCGACAGCGUGCAGUUGGUGUUGACGAGUGCCAAUGUUACAUCUAACGGCACUGCACACGGUACGAGCGGCACAUCGGGGUCACAAACGGCAUUUGGUUUCUUAGAAUGGCCCUUGAGUUCCAUGUCUUCCGUUAAUGCCACCUCGGCGUUGCCGAACAGCACUGAAACGAGCCUAGACACGCUCGGUUUCGAUCUCUACAGUGCGCUUGGCGGAGCUGCCGCACUCACGUCCUCUUCGUUGCCAUCCAUUUUGGCUGUCGUCCAGCAUCCAUCGGGUACGAUCUUUGUGGGAGGAGAGUUCAACCUCACUUCGGGCUCUGCGUCGGGGUCGUCGAAUAUCGUCUCCUUCCAGAACGGUGCGCUGGUAUCCUUGCCGAGCAACGGGCUGAAUGGUCCAGUGACGUCACUCGCUCUCUACGGCAACCAGUUGUAUGUUGGUGGUGCCUUUGACGAUACUGCGUCGGCUUCCACACAGGGUAAGUUGAGCGGCGUUGCGAUGUACAACGUGCAGCAAAACCAGUGGUCUGCACUUGAAGCUGGGCUUAACGGCGCUGUGAAUAGCCUGGACGUGUCCAAUGGUCAGGUGUUGAUUGCCGGAAAUUUCACGAACAUCGUCAGUACGUCGGGCAGCUCGUCUGACCAGAGUGCUGCAGGGUUCGUUACGUGGGAUGUUACUAGUGGUGCUUGGGUCAACAACGGAGGUUUCGUCAAUGGGAAGAUGACGUUCAUUGGGAACGGUACCUCUUCUGGGAGCCAGUUUGUUGCUGGCAAUAUUGUCACCUCCUUCUCGUAUGGUGCUACGGGCUUCGUACUAUUGCAGAACGGUCCAAACGGCGUCCCAGAAGUCAACGCACUCACCGUGCAGCUGAACAGCGCUACCGUGCAGGGAUCUUCAAGCAACUUGCAGCGUCGACAUAUGCACUCUCACGUGCACGGCUCAUCCAGUACUUGGUUCCCCAAGAUCAACUUUUCUCACGUGUUCAAGAGACAGUCUGCGACAAGCAAUCUGUCUCCGCUACCUUCGCCCAAUCCCGCACCUGCGCCUGCUGUUCUCGCUGGCGCGUUCUGGACCAACACUUCGUCGUCGAAGGAGGUGAUCAUCAUUGGGGGUAAUUUCACUUUCUCCACCUCUGGCUCGGUUUCUCAGAACGUCGCGAUCUACGAUAAUGAGACAGGUUCCAUCCAUCCGUUGGAGGGGAACCAAAUCAAUGGCACUGUCCGCGCGCUCCUGGUUCAGGGGGAUGAACUGUUCAUUGGUGGAGAGAUCACGUUGGCGGGCACGAAUAUCAAUGGUUUCGCUAUGUAUAACCUUGCCACGCAGCAGUGGGAUGUCUCCGGGUUGCAGCCUUUGCAGGCCAGCUCGGGUUCGUCCGUCGUUGUCCGUUCGAUCACUGCGUCGCCUUCUUCGUCUGGUACUGUCAUUGUUGCCGGUUCGUUUGCGCAAGCGGGGUCUAUGCCUUGUCGGUCUGUUUGCUCACUGGAGUACAAUUCGAGGAAAUGGACCGCUCUUGGCGAUGGCAUACAGGGGGAUAUCUCUUCGAUCGCAUAUGCAGGGGAUACGUUGGUCGCCGCUGGAAGUAUCGCUCUAGCCAACGGCACUCAGGCAAAUGUAGCCUCGUUUAUCUUCUCGAACUCGUCUUGGGCAUCCGUCGGGGAUGGCGCUGAAUUGCCUGGACCAGUGACAGCCGUGGCAGUCAAUGAUGGAAACUUUAACAGCGUCUUCACUGCUGGCAGAACUUCAGAUGGCACCGCAUCCUUCCUAUAUUUCUGGGAUGGCCAAUCGUGGAGUCCGGUCGGGAACACCUUGCAAGCAGCCACAGAUGUCGCCCAACUGACGAUGGUCCCAUUGCAAAACACACACAACGCCAAUUCUGUGAUCGAAUCCGAUCGAAUGCUACUUGUGUCAGGCUCUUUAUCCGACUCGUCCUUCGGAAACGCAUCGGCAGCUCUGUUCGAUGGCCAAACCUUUGUACCGUAUAUUGUAACAGCAUCAUCUUCAGGGACGCCUGGUGCGAUCUCCUCUCUUAUUUACUCCUUAUCGACUUUCAGCUUCACUCAGCAUCAUUUCCUUGCCACUGGAGUGGUUAUCCUCAUCUCGAUCGCCAUCGCCGCUGGGAUUGUGUUCUUGUUGGUGUUGAUUGGCAUCCUUUGGACACUCUUCUCUCGACGAGGCGACAAAUUGAGCAAGUUCGACACUGCAGACAUCGACCAGGACGAUGACUCGACACACCGUCCUUCUUCUUUACUUGCGCAUAUCAACGCUGCGACCAGGACGACGAUUCUGGGUGCUACAAGUCCCUUCGGCCCCAUGAAUACAGAGAAGGAAGGAGAGGAUGCAGGUGGUGCGGCUACAUCCUCUGAUCACGAUCCCUUCGAGCCGGAUGCCAGCAACUAUGUCCGCGCCGAAACGCCUUCUGAUGCGAUUAUUGGAAUGGGCGGGGAAGAGACGAGUCGAUCGGCUCACGCCCGAUACUCUUUUGACGGCGAGGGUGAAGGAGAACUUCCUCUCACUGCUGGGCAAGAGUUGGAGAUCUUGGAUGAUGGCGAUGCGGCGUGGUGGUACGCACGGGACGUGCGUUCAGGGCGUGAAGGUGUUGUACCCGCAGCGUAUGUGUAUUGA